Molecule: messenger RNA, 4343 nt
Organism: Drosophila willistoni
Lineage: Eukaryota; Metazoa; Arthropoda; Insecta; Diptera; Drosophilidae
Exons: 12
Coding region: 161-4210 (1349 amino acids)
Biological process (GO): transcription by RNA polymerase III
Cellular component (GO): transcription factor TFIIIC complex; nucleus
Molecular function (GO): protein binding; zinc ion binding
Source: RefSeq, a predicted model, not a curated record
AGUGAGAGCAAGGAGGAAAGAGAUAGAAAGUAAAAACGAGAUAGAGCGAGAGAGAGAAUUCAGGAAAUUUAGUUUUUGUUAAAUAUAAUGAUUAUAAACUAUAGUUUAGUUAAGUAGUCUUAAAGCCAUUUGUAACAGACAAGCCUUUGAUUAUUGUACAAUGAACAAUUCUACACAACCAGCCACCACAUGUGGUGCCCCGUCCAGGCGCAUCAUAAACAAGAUACCCUUGGAUUUCAACAAGUUACGCUGUGCUGGACUAGAUAGAAUCCUUGCUGAGGAGCUAAGUAAACAAAAUACAAAGGGAAAAACAUUAAAUAAUAUAGCAGCCAGCACCACAAAAGGAGAUCAAGAAUUAUACUUGCCCAAAAGUUCAACUACAUCAACGCAAGACCAGCAGCAGCAGCAACAAAUGAUACGUUUAAAAGACUCAGAUGAUCAAACAAUAAGAAUUCAAGAAUAUUGUCGCAUUUGCACGGAUAAUUCUAAAGAAUUAAUGAAUAUAAUGUCCGAGCCCGAUCAGGAUCAAGAACUUAGUCUAUUGGAGAUGUUAAAUGAUGUGAUGGAUGAGGCUUACAGAAUAGAAAGAGACGGAGAGGAUUCAAUGCCCCAACACAUAUGCAGCAAUUGUGCCGCCGCCACAAGGAAUGCCUACGCUCUGAGACGCAAAUACGAGGAAAGUUAUCGAUAUUUUCGACAACAACUAACCAAAAUGAGACAAAUCCCUGAAACUGGAGCCGCUGCUAAGCGUACAGAAGGUGAAUUUAUAAUAAAUAUAAAAGAAGAGCCUCCCUCAGAGCCCGACUAUAUAAUAUCCGAUGAGGGGGAAACUUAUGAGGGCGAUGUGUCCAUAAAACAAGAGCAGCAGCAUCAGACUGACCAAACAAUUAUCAAAGAAUUAUCCCAUCUGGAAAUGGCUUCUACAACAAAAGGAUUUAAUAUCCGCUUGCUGCUCAUACGCAAGCGAGAGCAAUUGGAGAGCCAAGAAGACCUCUAUGAAGUGGACAGGACUAAUAAGGGUCCGUUGCAGUGCGGUUUGUGUUUGUCCCGCUGCGGCUUAACAAACUGGCAUACGCAUCUCGGAGAGCAUUAUGGCGUCGGUUGGCUUCAUGGGCAAAAACCGCCGUCAUUAACACGUGGCGGAAUAAUUGCUCAAAUGUCUAGUUACCUCAAGGAAGACAGGGAUAAUCGUCUAACUUGUCGCCUGUGCCAUCGUCAAUUUGGUUCCGGUCUGGGCAUGAUGCAACAUUUGGAAGGAUGUGGCGAGGAAUUUCAACGCUUUCCGUGCACACAUUGUGGACGUGUUUAUACAAAACUCUCGCUAAUAGCCCAUCAAAGGGGCUGCAUGAAAAAAUUAUUGACUCAGACGCCUGACAAAGAAAGACUAUCCAAACGUAAACCCAAGGUUACAUCUAAAAUAACUUGGCUAAUGGACGAUAGUAGUAUAAAGCGUAAAGGUAUUGACCGAAGUCCAUUCAAUUUACGUCUUUUGCUUAUACGAAAACGCGAACAAUUAACUACCACAGAAGAUCUGCGUGAAGAGGAUCAUGGUACGGGUGCACUUCAAUGUGGCUUAUGUUUGGCUCGUUGUGGAAAAUCCACCUGGAAGAUGCACAUAGCCGAACAUUAUGGUGUGGGUUGGUUAAAGAAAGACGACAAGCCGCACACGAUAACCCGCAGUGGAGUAAUCUGCAUGAUGCAAACCUAUCUGAAAGAGAAUCAAGGCUCGCGGCUAAUUUGUCGUCUCUGUGGUCGUGAAUUUGCUUCCGGUCUGGGAAUGCUCUUACAUUUGGAAGGUUGCGGCGAGGAAGCGAAACGUUUCAAGUGCAAAUACUGCAGUCGUUCCUACACAAGACUAUCGCUAAUAACACAUCUUCGUAGCUGCGGUCAUCGGUAUCAAAUUUCGUCAUCAUCAGCCAACGUCGAAUUGAAAACAGAAAGAAAAAUUCGUACAAAAUCUAAUUUGGAUCAGUCCCAGAUAAAGAAAUCUUCCACCAAAGCACCGUUCAAUUUGAGGCUUUUGCUCAUACGUAAGCGCGAGGAUUUAGAUAGCCAAGUGGUUGUACAGCAACAGGACCAAAAGGAUGGUCAACUACAAUGUGGCUUAUGCUCGGAACGCAUCAUCAAAGGAGAUUGGCGUGAUCAUUUGAGCACACAUUAUGGCGUGGGCUGGCCAAGUGGACAAGAACCGCGUAAUCUCACACGACACUCUAUAAUCGGUCAGAUGAACUCGUAUCUAAAGAAGAAUCCAGGCAAACGUCUUACCUGUCGCCUUUGCAAUCGCCAGCUCUCAUCCGGUUUGGGUAUGCUGCUGCAUUUAGAGGGUUGUGGUAUGAAAAAAUGUCGCAUGAAAUGCAAAUACUGUGCCGGAUCCUUCACAAGGCUCACUAUGCUCCAACACAUACGAAUAUGUGAGAGGCAAUACGAAAAGGAACUUCAAUUAGACAUGGAAGAACAGACAGACAUUGACGAUUCAGGUGUCGAGGGCGAGGGCGAGGGCAGCGUUGAGCUAUCAAAAUUCAAGUGGAAGCGAACCAAAUCCAUACACAAUUCCACAAAAUGGACAAAAUCGUUAUACACACGUUAUCAGCUGCUGAACGAUAAAGUGGUCAGCAAAUGGACACAAUUCACUCAAGCAAAUUAUGCCAAAGAACCAUUGUAUGCAGACUGCUUGCCAAGCUAUGUGAAACUAUCAUGGACCGAGGCCUAUGAACUGCUCAACUCCUCCAGACAAACGAAAUCCAUGCGUUUUGCCUAUGAUAAGGUCAGAGAUGAAUGCGAUUGGCGGGAACUGAGACCAUUGGAGGCAAUUAAUACAAAGAAUGAAUACAUCACUUAUUUUGGUGCACCUGUUAGACAAUUGGAAUGGGUUCCUUUGCCUCCAAAUGUUCAUGAACAAUAUCUUUUGUGUUCGUUGCGAAGCAAAAUGCAUGGAUAUACGCGCAAGAUGGAUGCAAAUGCAGAGGAUAAAGCCCUGAUGGUGCUACUGAAAUGUACUUUGGAUACGGAAACCAGAGCAACUGAUGUGUGGCCUCUGCAGAUGAAACUCCAUUAUGGCAUACGUGUGCAGAAGGGUCCAGUUUUUAGUUUUGCAUUUAUGCCUAGUGGCGGCUAUAUGGAAUCAUCAAAUCGUUUAGGUCUCUUAGCUAUUGCCACAGCAUCGAGUGAGAUUCAUAUCUAUGCCCUGCCCUUGCAAUUAACCACAGAAGAGACGAUACAGGCUGGCCAGGAUUCGAUAAUUGAACUAAAUUCCCUUAUGACCCUCAGUUUAGAUGUGAAAUCUUCUGUGCAGGAUCAGUGCACGAAAAUAUGUUGGUCUGAGGCACAUGGUCAUAACUUUUUAGUUUCCGGCUAUGCCAGUGGUAAUGUUGCCUUCUGGGACAUUGGCGAUGUGGAGGGCAUCAAUUGCUUUAAACGCCAUAAUCAUAAUAGUUUUGUGCCCUUGCAUUAUUUCUAUUUUGGUGAACGGAAUAUACAAUUUUUGGAACUACAUUACGAUACAAACGGAUCACGUUGGCUGGCAGUGGGUACAUCUCUACGCAAAUUAAGGAUAUAUGAUAUAUUGAAUAGUUCGCAACCAGUGCCACUUGUGGGUGAUGCAGAGCUUAAAAAUCUUUUCAAGGGCUGCAUCAGUUGGCCAGCAAUAUGGGAAUCCGUUGCUAUAGGCGAUACCAGUGUCUUUCAGAUAAAUUUCACUCGUGUGGUGGUAUUGAGUCCUUGUGGCAUAUUGUUUAACAAUAAAACCAUUGACUAUGUCCUGGAUUCUGCCCGGGAUAUGCAUUUCAAUUGCCAGGAAAACAUGUUAAUUGUUGUGACAGAGAAUGGAGAUUUGGCAUUUAUUAAUCCCCGCGAAUUGAAUAUGGAUCCGCGGGCACAUAAGUUAACACACAAUGUUCGAGCCGUUUCAUAUACGGAGCUGGCCAAACUUAAUGUUGACUCCUCAGUGGAGAAUAUUGUAGCAAUCUCUGGUGAUGAUUUUCAGCGUGAUUACGGUGUGAUUAUUAAGCCCUUGACUGCUAUACCCAAGGCAAAGAAGGAUGACUAUCUGAAUCAUAAACGUCGACCGAGUUCCUUUGAACUGAUGACCAUGACGCGUUUCAAUUCAGUGCGCUGCAAUUUGAAUAGUCCGGCCCGCAGUUGGGUGGCCGUUGGGGCUGAGCAUGGAAUGUUGCGUAUUGUGAAUUUUUGCCGGAACGAUUACUUCACUUAGUGUAUAUUGCAUUUCGAAUUGAUUUCGGAUUUUGUACUUAGUGUAGUUUGUUUUUGGAAAAUGCCUUUAUUAGUUUUAAGUUUUAUUGAUAGCCCCAAAGAGUGCUAAUAUUAGUGUACAAAAGUUAUUUAAA